This is a messenger RNA of Entrophospora sp. SA101, 1512 nucleotides long. The record is from the annotation of a GenBank genome assembly. Lineage: Eukaryota; Fungi; Glomeromycota; Glomeromycetes; Entrophosporales; Entrophosporaceae.
AUGGACGUCGAAGUUGACAUGUCAAGAGAAUAUACUUCAGCCGAAGAAGUUAAAACUGAGGCUAACAAUCAUUAUAGUUCCGGUAAUUAUGAAGAGGCUAUUAAAUUAUAUGGCCAUGCUAUCGAACUUGAUCCAGAAAAAGCGACAUAUUAUUUAAAUAGAGCAGCUGCUUAUUUGAUGUUAAAAAAACCAAAAGAAGCAUUAUGUGAUUGUAAAAAUGUAUUAGUGAAAGAUCCAACUUCACUAAAAGCUUUAUUAAGAUCAGCAAAAUGUAACUUACAAAUUGGCAAUUUAACCGAAGCAGAAAGAAUAUACAUAUACGUAAUGCAACUAGAUCCAACUAAUUCACAAGCUAAACAAGAAUAUAACCAAGUGCAUAAAAUACAAAAUUAUAUACAUCAAGCUGAAGUGUUUCUACAAAAUGAUCAGCAUGUUUUGGCACUGAAUUCCGUUGACAGAGCUAUAGGCUUGUUAGAUAUUGUUCCUACAAAAUGGAAGACUUUGAAAGGUGAAGCUUUGUUAGGACAAAAAGAAUAUGGCGAAGCUGGAAGAAUUGCAAAUGAAAUAUUAAGAUUUGAUCCACAUAAUCCUGACGCACAUGUAUUAAGAGCACAUAUAUUAUAUAUUGAAGGUGAUAACACAAAAGCAACCGCUCAUUGUCAAGAGGCUUUAAGAUGUGAUCCGGAUCAUAAAAAUGCACGCCUUUUACUAAAGAAAGCGCGUUCAAUUGAAAGUCAAAAAAAUGCUGGUAACGAAGCAUUUAAAGAGGGCGAUUAUGACACAGCAUAUAAAUUAUAUACUUUAGCAUUAGAAAUCGACCCAACAAAUAUUGGCACCAAUUCAAAAAUUUACUCCAAUCGAUCCAUGGCAUUGAAUAAACUAGGAAAAUUUGAAGAGGCAAUUAGCGAUAUGGAUAAAGCGUUAGAGAUGGACCCAACAUUUGUUAAAGUGUUGAGAAGACGAGCUGACACAUAUAGAAGGUUGGAAAAGUAUGAAGAAGCAGUCAGAGAUUUAAAAUCGGCAUUGGAGAUGGAUUCUAGUAAUCACGAUUUACGUAAAGAGUUACAUGAAGCAGAAAGAGAAUUGAAACAAUCACAACGUAAAGAUUAUUAUAAAAUAUUACUAGUGUCGAGGGACGCAACAGAAGGUGAAAUUAAAAAAGCAUAUAGAAAAUUAGCGUUACAACAUCAUCCUGAUAAAAAUGCCGGAGAUUCGGAUGCCGAGAAGAAAUUUAAAGAAAUAGGGGAAGCAUAUGCGAUAUUGGGCGAUCCAGUUAAAAAACAACGAUACGAUUCUGGUGUUGAUCUGGAUAGUAUUAAUGGAUCAGGAGGUAUGGAUUUUGAAGUAGAUCCUAAUUUGUUUUUCCAAAUGUUUGUCAACGGGGAAGGAUUUGGUGGAAAUCCUAGAAGUAGUGGAGGAGGAUAUGGUAAUCAUCAUUCAGGAUUCAGUAGUUCGGGUUAUGCCCCAGGAAAUCACAAAAUUUUCUUAGAAUUUAAUUUAACACAUUAUUAG